GGCUCUCUCUCUCUCUCUCUCUUCCUCUCCCUAUUGUGAUUAUAUGCACAGUCAUUCCAGACUUGUCUGAAGUUUUAUGGUUUUGAACUUAAGGAAAUUUUGUCUGGCAUCAUCGAAGAAGAUGGGACUGAUUUCAGGAAUGGUGAUGGGGAUGAUGGUCGGGGUAGGCUUGAUGGCAAGUAUGCGACGUAUGAUGAGAUAUCGCAGCAGCAAGCGUAGCGCCAAGGCUGUUGAUGUAAAACUUAUGGGAUGCCUCAACAGGGAUGAUCUGAAGAAAAUCUGUGGUGACAAAUUACCUGAAUGGAUAUCAUUCCCCGUUUAUGAGCAGGUGAAAUGGUUGAACAAACAUUUAAGCAAAUUGUGGCCAUUUGUUGCAGAUGCUGCUGAGGGUGUUAUAAGAGAGUCUGUUGAACCUUUAUUAGAAGAAUAUCGACCUACAGGAAUUACUUCUUUGAAGUUCAGCAAACUGUCACUGGGAACUGUGGCACCAAAGAUUGAAGGUAUUCGUGUUCAAAGCCUGAAAGAGGGUCAAAUUACAAUGGAUAUUGACCUCCGAUGGGGUGGAGAUCCCAGUAUCAUUCUAGCUGUGGAAGCUGCACUAGUUGCUUCUAUACCCAUUCAGUUGAAGGAUCUUCAGGUCUUCACUGUUAUCCGUGUUAUCUUUCAACUUACAGAGGAAAUUCCAUGCAUAUCUGCUGUUGUUGUUGCUUUACUUGCUGAGCCAAAGCCGAGAAUCGAUUAUGUGUUGAAGGCUGUUGGUGGAAGUCUAACAGCUAUUCCUGGAAUAUCUGAUAUGAUUGAUGAUACUGUGGAAUCAAUUGUCACGGAUAUGCUACAAUGGCCUCACAGGAUUGUUGUUCCAAUUGGUGGCAUUCCUUUAGAUACAAGUGAUUUGGAGCUUAAGCCUCAGGGGAAGCUCACAGUAACAAUAAUCAAGGCUAGUGACUUAAAGAACCAGGAAAUGAUUGGAAAAUCUGAUCCAUAUGUGGUUGUAUUCAUCCGUCCACUGUUCAAAGUUAAAACAAAGACAAUUGAUAACAACCUAAAUCCUGUUUGGAAUGAGAUAUUCGAAUUGAUUGCGGAAGACAAGGAGACGCAAUCGCUUAUCAUUGAGGUUUUUGAUAAAGAUAAUGUUGGGAAAGAUGAACGUAUGGGCAUUGCUAAGUUACCUCUGAUUGAGCUGGAAGCAGAGACAGAAAAAGAAAUUGAAUUGAGAUUGCUGCCAAAACUGGAUAUGCUUAGGGUGAUAGACAAGAAGGAUAGAGGAACUGUUACAAUUAAGGUGUUGUACCAUGAAUUUAACAAGGAAGAGCAGCAAGCUGCUCUGGAGGAAGAGAAGAGGAUCCUAGAAGAAAGAAAGAAGCUGAAGGAGGCUGGUAUCAUCGGGAGCACAAUGGAUGCUCUCGAUGGGGCAGCAUCUCUUGUUGGUUCCGGUGUUGGUAUGGUGGGAACUGGCAUUGGUGCAGGAGUGGGGCUCGUGGGAACUGGCAUUAGUGCAGGAGCGGGGCUCGUGGGAACCGGUGUUGGUGCAGGGGUGGGGCUUGUGGGAAGUGGCAUAGGUGCAGUUGGAAGCGGGCUAGGCAAAGCUGGAAAGUUUGUUGGUAGGACCUUUACUGGUUCUAGCAAUUCCAAGACCCAACAGAGUGACUCCUCCGCCCCUGCUCCAGCUCCGGCCCCCGCCCCCACCCCUGAAGAAGACAGUGGUGCUAAACCACUCUAGGUUUGCGCAUAAACUCACUCACUCUUAUCUGUAUCCCGCCAUUAAUUGCCUGUGUAUUUAGAGUUUGUGAUUAUAGCCUACUUUUAGAUUGGAUUUCUUUUAAAGUUUUACUGUGUACUGGUUUGUGAGUUGAAACAUUCACUGUUCAUAUUUCAUAAAAUGCCGUACUGCAGUAAAUUUAGUCACCCGGAUGGCACAGAUGUGUUUUCUGAAAUCCUUGUAAAAUUCACCUAAGAUGAAAAGUCAACUUUGUUGUUUUACUGUUUGGUGAUAUUCUUGACUAGUUAAAUUUGUCA
This is a messenger RNA of Ipomoea triloba (trilobed morning glory), 2016 nucleotides long. RefSeq names its product synaptotagmin-5-like. The transcript is spliced from 11 exons. The record is from RefSeq and is a predicted model, not a curated record. The coding region runs from base 77 to 1720 and encodes 547 amino acids. Gene Ontology annotation, molecular function: lipid binding. Gene Ontology annotation, cellular component: endoplasmic reticulum. NCBI's taxonomy places the organism in Eukaryota, Viridiplantae, Streptophyta, Magnoliopsida, Solanales, Convolvulaceae.